UUCACACAGACUCACACACGAUGGCAGAAGCCAGCAUUCCAGUGGAUCAGGAUCAGUUCAUGUGUCCGGUGUGUUUGGAUCUGCUGAAGGACCCAGUGACCACUGCCUGUGGACACAGUUACUGUAAGAUCUGCAUCACAGACUGCUGGGAUCAGGAGGAUCAGAAGGGAGUCUACAGCUGCCCUCAGUGCAGACAGAGCUUCGGCCCCAGGCCUGCUUUAGCUACCAAUGUCCUGCUGGCAGAAAUGCUGGAGAAACUGAAGAAGACCAGACUCCAAACCGCUGAUAGUGACGCUGGAUCUGGAGAUGUGCAGUGUGACGUCUGCACUGAGACCAAACUCAAAGCUGUCAAGUCCUGUCUGGUGUGUCUGAACUCUUACUGUCAGAAUCACCUCGAGCAACACCAGAGUUUCUUCAGAAGCAAGAAACACAAACUGACCGAAGCCACUGGACGACUGCAGGAGAUGAUCUGCACUAAACACGAAGAACCGCUGAAGCUCUACUGCAGAACCGACCAGCGCUGCAUCUGUUAUCCGUGUGUGAUGGAUGAACACAAGAACCAUGAAACUGUGACGGCAGAAGCAGAGAGGAAUGAGAAGCAGAGGAUUCUGAAAGAGACGCAAGUGAAAUAUCAUGAGAGAAUCCAGCAGAGAGAUAAAGAGCUGGAGGAGCUGAGAGAGGCUGUGGAGUCUCAUAAGCGCUCUGCACAGACAGCAGUGGAGGACAGUGAGAGGAUCUUUACUGAGCUCAUCCGCUCCAUUGAGAGAAGCCGCUCUGAGCUGAUACGGCUGAUCAGAGAUCAGGAGAAGACUGCAGUGAGUCGAGCUGAAGGACGACUGGAGCGACUGGAGCAGGAGAUCAAUGAUCUGAGGAGGAGAGACGCUGAGCUGGAGCAGCUGGAGCACACACAGGAUCACAUCCAGUUCCUGCAGAGUUUCUCCGUCUCUCCUGAAACUGCAGAGCAGCCCAGCAUCACCAUCAGUCCUCACCUCUCUUUCAGUCAUGUGGAGAAAUCUGUUUCUAAACUGAAAGAAAAACUGGAGGAAUUCUGCAAAGAAGAGAUUGAACAGAUAUCUGGCAGAGUAUCAUACAGUGAAAUUAUUCCCCUCAAAGAACUGAAGACCAGGCCAGAGUUCCUGCAGUAUUGCAGGUUUCUGACUCUGGAUCCAAACACAGUGAAUGAAGACAUCCGUCUGUCUGAGGGAAACAGAGCAGCUACUUACACUGAAACAGUCCAGUCGUAUCCUGAUCAUCCAGACAGAUUUGAUGAUUAUCUUCAGGUGUUGUGUAGAGAGAGUGUGUGUGGACGCUGUUACUGGGAGCUGCAGUGGAGUGGACGUGUAUUUAUAUCAGUGUCAUAUAAGAGCAUCAGCAGGAAGGGAUGGAGUGAGUGUGGGUUUGGAUAUAAUGAUGAGUCCUGGAGUUUGCGCUGCUCUUCCUCCAGAUACUCAUUCAUACACAAUAACAUAGAGACUGAUCUCUCUGUGAAGUCCAUCAGCAGCAGAAUAGGAGUGUUUGUGGAUCACAGUGCAGGAACUCUGUCCUUCUACAGCGUCUCUGACACAAUGAGCCUCAUCCACACAGUCCAGACCACAUUCACUCAGACGCUCUGUCCUGGGUUUAUGGUUGGUUCUGGAUCAUCAGUGAAACUGUGUGAUCUAACAGCAGAGAUAGAAACCUGAGUCUGUGACUUGGACUCGAGUCGCACACAAGUCACAAAAAAACACAACUUGCAUCUUGACUUGAAUAUCUGACUCGAGACGUGACUUAGAUUUGAAGACAGACUUGUGAAAACACAAGCCAUUUUGUGUCAUGAUCCCAGUCUUGUUUAAGGACUUCUAAGCUGAAGUGUUUUCUGUUCCCUUCCCUUGUUGCAUUUGUUACCCUAUUUGUUUCCAUGGUUACCCCUCGUUUGUUGUCAUGGUGAUUCAUUAGCUCUGCCCUCCUCAUUAUCUUGUGUAUAUAAAGCCCUGAGUUUCAGUGUUUGUAAGUCAGCUGUCUCCUAUAAAUGCCCAUGUUCUUUGUUUCAUGCUCUUGUUUUCUGGUUUUUCUGUUUAUCCAUAUUUGAUUUACCUUUUGUUCAGUGGUGUAGUCUAGUUUUUUGUAGUGAGUAUACUGAGAUUUUUCCCUCCCAGCCUCAUACUCACCCGUCCCAGAGCAGCACCUCAUAAGCACCAGCACCACCACACUCACUAAACAGGGCUCUACACUUACUUUUGUUU
Molecule: messenger RNA, 2222 nt
Organism: Sinocyclocheilus rhinocerous
Lineage: Eukaryota; Metazoa; Chordata; Actinopteri; Cypriniformes; Cyprinidae
Product: tripartite motif-containing protein 16-like
Exons: 7
Coding region: 21-1682 (553 amino acids)
Molecular function (GO): protein binding; zinc ion binding
Source: RefSeq, a predicted model, not a curated record